GGCCAACCCACCGCAGUUGACGUUUUUAUGAAGAAAUAUACGGACCUUAUGUUGUUUGUUGUUCAUAACAACGAGAACAAUUGACUUGGGAUUGACAAUGAACAAAGUGAUUCACAAAACAAACAACUUGGACAGUGUUGGCGAACAUCUGCUGACUAUUUUAUCUAACAUACACGAUUCCAGCUAUUGUCCCCAGACCGAGGACCCAAUCGAGAACUUCUUUAUUCUGACUAAUCAGCACUUAUUUAUGAUUUUCUCAUACUCCGUACUACUGGCUAUUUGGGUUCUGAUUGCUAGUAUUGGUUUGGCAGCGAAAUUUACGCAGCUUAGCGAUAACUUAUUCAAGUUCAAGGACAUGCGUAUGCCUGCGAUGUACUGGUCGACACGCCGCAAACAAUACCGGAACUUAUGUGAGCUCUGCACACGCAUUGACGGCGCCAUAUCGCUCAUCACGGUGAUAUCCUUCUCGAAUAAUUUGUAUUUCAUUUGUAUGCAAUUGCCACGUAGUCUUAAGUGAGUUUACACAUCCCUAGGUAAUGGUAUAUAAUUUAGUUCUCCUGGUGAGUAAUAGCCGGCAAUUUUAUGUCUCGUCUGCUUUUCUUUGUCUUAUUGUAGUAAAAUUCUCUUGCUCGCCCAUGUCGCGUACUUUUACUGCUGACCGUUACAUUGUAUCCGGCCUGGAGUAGUCCUGGUGUACUGAGGUGAAACGUUUCUUUGAGGAUAUUCGCACCGAUUUGGUUGCAUUAAGUGGCAUGAAAUUCUUUUAUCUCACACUGAAAUUGGUGCUGAGCAUAAGUACCGUACAGCCUUGCAUUUCGUCGUUAGUUUGUCCAUGGCACUUCGUCGGUACGCCUUUUCGUUAUUUUACACUCACACUGUGUUCCUGGCCCUGGCAUACGUGCCAU
This is a messenger RNA of Bactrocera dorsalis (oriental fruit fly), 905 nucleotides long. RefSeq names its product gustatory receptor for sugar taste 64f-like. The transcript is spliced from 4 exons. NCBI's taxonomy places the organism in Eukaryota, Metazoa, Arthropoda, Insecta, Diptera, Tephritidae. Gene Ontology annotation, molecular function: sweet taste receptor activity. The record is from RefSeq and is a predicted model, not a curated record. Gene Ontology annotation, biological process: sensory perception of sweet taste; detection of chemical stimulus involved in sensory perception of taste. Gene Ontology annotation, cellular component: membrane. Bases 98 to 517 code for a protein of 139 amino acids.